AUGGUUUACAAUUCAUCCGACCCUAUCUACCUGUACAUCCUCGCAGCUAGGAAUAGCGGCACUUGUAUCGACUACAUCGAUGGCUACGAACCAUCCUACGGCUACGUUCCCUCGCUGGGUGUUGGUAUCACCUUCCUCGUACUUUUCGGACUAUCGGCGUUAGUGCACUUGGUGCAGAUGUGUUGGAAGCGAACAUGGUGGACCUCCGUAUUCGUCAUCGGAGCAAUUGCCGAGAUAUUGGGUUGGUCAGCCCGAACCUGGUCCGCCCGCUGCCCAUACUCCUCCACCGCGUUCCUCAUGCAGAUCUCUACACUCAUCAUCGCUCCCACAUUCUUCACCGCCGGGAUCUACAUCAUCCUCGGUCGACUCAUCACCCUGGCCUCCUCUAACGCCUAUUCUGGAGAGAAGAAAAAGUUAUCGAUCAUCACACCCAAGAUGUACCUCUGGAUCUUCUGCACCUGCGACAUCCUCUCCCUCGUCAUCCAAGCCAUCGGAGGCGGCAUGGCAUCCGGUGAAUCCAACAAAGUCGGUGGGGAUACAAAGCCGGGGACGGAUGUCAUGGUUGCUGGUAUCGUCUUCCAACUCGCCACGAUAACGAUUUUCUGUUACUUUUUCGUUGACUUCCUCCUCCGUUCGCAGCGCGUGUCUUCAUCGAUUUUUGGGAGGAGUAGGUGGAUUGUGGGGGCGACGGUCUUGUCUGUGGUAACGAUCUACAUCCGCUCCAUCUACCGCACGAUCGAACUCGUGCAGGGGUGGGAUGGGUAUCUAAUCACCAGGGAACGGUAUUUCGGGGGGUUGGAUGGGGCGAUGAUGGUCAUUGCUGUGGGCGUGUUUAAUUGUGUGCAUCCGGGGUGGGCACUUCCCAAAGCGCAUAGCUCGGCGGAGGGGAUGGAUGAGAUCGUUAUGGUGAGUGAGAGGGAGGGGGAGAAAGCUUAGAGCGUGAGGUCGGAAUACGUCUGGGUGGUUUCUUCUAUUUUGGAUCUGUUGGUGGGAUUUGUGCCAAGGGAUGGUUUUGAAAACAUAUCCUAGAGCUGAUUUACGCUCAAUAUACCAUUUUGUUUGGA
Molecule: messenger RNA, 1064 nt
Organism: Saitoella complicata NRRL Y-17804
Lineage: Eukaryota; Fungi; Ascomycota; Saitoellomycetes; Saitoellales; Saitoellaceae
Product: RTA1-domain-containing protein
Exons: 2
Coding region: 1-936 (311 amino acids)
Cellular component (GO): fungal-type vacuole; plasma membrane
Source: RefSeq, a predicted model, not a curated record